Messenger RNA from Medicago truncatula (barrel medic), 3766 nucleotides. Its product is annotated as putative receptor-like protein kinase At3g47110. Gene Ontology annotation, molecular function: ATP binding; protein kinase activity; protein binding. Lineage: Eukaryota; Viridiplantae; Streptophyta; Magnoliopsida; Fabales; Fabaceae. The coding region runs from base 96 to 3128 and encodes 1010 amino acids. Gene Ontology annotation, biological process: protein phosphorylation. The transcript is spliced from 3 exons. The record is from RefSeq and is a predicted model, not a curated record.
UGUUCCCACUCCUUAUUAUAUACACCUUUCUAACUACAAAACUUAAACUCCACUAUCUAUCACACCCUCUUAUUUCCUCAAAGCCUUUUUCCCUCAUGCUUCCUACAUUUUUCAUUUGGUUUUUUUCACUCCUUAUUUUCAACUUCAGCCCAAAAACAAUUGCAUUUACAAUAGGAAACCAGAGUGAUUAUUUGACAUUGCUCAAGUUUAAGAAAUUUAUUUCCAAUGACCCACAUAGAAUCCUUGAUUCUUGGAAUGGUUCUAUCCAUUUUUGCAACUGGUAUGGAAUCACAUGCAACACCAUGCAUCAAAGAGUUACUGAGUUGAAGUUACCUGGAUAUAAGUUGCAUGGAUCCUUAUCUUCUCAUGCUGCCAAUCUUACUUUUCUCAGACACGUCAACCUUGCAGACAACAAAUUCUCUGGAAAAAUCCCCCAAGAGUUGGGUCAGUUGUUACAAUUACAGGAACUCUAUCUCUCCAAUAACUCAUUCUCUGGAGAAAUUCCUACAAACUUGACAAAUUGUUUCAACCUUAAAUACUUAUCCUUGAGUGGGAAUAAUUUGAUCGGAAAAAUACCAAUUGAAAUAGGCUCUCUUCAAAAGCUUCAAGAAUUGAAUGUUGGAAGAAACAGUUUGAUCGGAGGAGUCCCACCAUUCAUAGGUAAUCUUUCAGUCUUAACAACUCUUUCCAUUUCUCGUAACAACUUAGAGGGAGAUAUUCCCCAAGAAAUAUGUCGCCUAAAACACUUGACUAAAAUAGCAUUGGGGCUCAACAAACUAUCUGGUACAGUUCCUUCAUGUCUUUACAACAUGUCAUCUCUUGCUAUCUUUUCAUCUGCAGCCAAUCAAAUAGAUGGCUCUCUUCCACCCAACAUGUUCAACUCCCUCCCCAAUCUCAAAGUGUUUGAAAUUGGUGUCAAUCAAUUCUCGGGUCUAAUGCCUACUUCUGUUGCAAAUGCUUCUACCCUUAGAAAACUUGAUAUCAGCAGUAACCAUUUUGUUGGACAAGUUCCAAAUCUUGGGAGGUUACAAUAUCUUUGGAGGCUAAAUUUGGAACUGAAUAAUUUUGGUGAAAAUUCAACUAAGGAUUUGAUUUUUUUAAAAUCAUUGACUAACUGUAGUAAGUUGCAAGUGUGUUCUAUAUCCCAUAAUAAUUUUGGAGGUAGUUUGCCAAAUUUGGCAGGCAAUUUAUCCAUCCAACUUAGUCAACUAUAUCUUGGGAGCAAUCAAAUAUAUGGGCAAAUUCCUUCAGAAUUAGGGAAUCUAAAUAGUUUAAUUUCCUUGACCAUGGAAAACAACCGUUUUGAAGGGACCAUUCCAGAUUCUUUUUGGAAGUUUCAAAAGAUUCAAGUGUUAGAUUUGAGUGGAAACCAAUUGUCAGGACACAUUCCAGGCUUCAUAGGUAAUUUUAGUCAGAUGUAUUAUUUGAGUCUAGCACAUAAUAUGUUAGGAGGAAAUAUUCCCCCAAGCUUCGGAAAUUGUCACAAUUUACAUCACCUAAACCUUUCAAAAAAUAAUUUUAGAGGAACCAUACCCUUGGAGGUUUUUAGUAUUUCCUCAUUAUCAAACUCACUGGACUUGUCACAAAACUCAUUGAGUGGAAACCUAUCUGUUGAAGUGGGUAGGCUAAAAAAUAUUAAUAAGCUAGAUUUCUCUGAGAAUAAUUUGUCUGGUGAAAUUCCUAUAACCAUUGAUCAAUGCAAAAGCUUAGAAUACCUUUUUUUGCAAGGAAAUUCCUUCCAUCAAAUCAUACCUUCCUCUUUGGCUUAUAUAAGAGGUCUUCGAUAUUUAGACAUGUCAAGAAAUCAAUUGUCUGGAUCAAUUCCUAACAUUCUGCAAAAUAUUUCUCGUUUAGAACACUUGAACGUUUCAUUUAACAUGUUGGAUGGAGAGGUUCCAAAAGAAGGUGUCUUUAGAAAUGCUAGCAGGUUAGCGGUGUUCGGGAACAAUAAGCUUUGUGGAGGUAUUUCAGACUUGCACCUACCUCCAUGCCCAUUCAAACAUAAUACCCAUUUGAUAGUAGUGAUAGUUAGCGUGGUUGCUUUCAUUAUUAUGACAAUGCUUAUUCUAGCUAUCUAUUACUUGAUGAGGAAAAGAAACAAGAAACCAUCUUCAGAUUCACCAAUAAUUGACCAACUUGCUAUGGUUUCUUACCAAGACUUGUAUCAGGCAACUGAUGGCUUCUCAUCUAGAAACUUGAUUGGAUCAGGAGGCUUUGGUUCGGUGUAUAAAGGAAAUCUUAUGUCAGAAGAUAAAGUUAUUGCUGUGAAGGUCCUGGACCUUGAAAAGAAUGGAGCUCACAAGAGUUUUAUUACCGAAUGUAAUGCACUAAAAAAUAUUAGACAUCGAAAUCUGGUUAAGAUUUUAACUUGUUGUUCUAGUAUUGAUUACAAAGGUCAGGAAUUCAAAGCUCUAGUUUUUGAAUACAUGAAAAAUGGAAGCUUAGAAAACUGGUUGCAUUCAAGGAUGAUGAAUGUAGAGCAACCAAGAGCAUUGGAUCUUAAUCAAAGACUGAAUAUCAUUAUUGAUGUUGCUUCUGCAUUACAUUAUCUUCAUCGAGAAUGUGAGCAAUUGGUCCUUCAUUGUGAUCUAAAGCCAAGCAAUGUCCUUAUUGAUGAAGACAAUGUUGCUCAUGUGAGUGAUUUUGGCAUAGCAAGACUCGUCUCAUCUGCGGACGGUAUAUCUCCUAAGGAAACUAGCACAAUUGGAAUAAAAGGGACUGUUGGCUAUGCUCCUCCAGAGUAUGGAAUGGGUUCUGAAGUUUCCACACAUGGUGACAUGUAUAGCUUUGGGAUGCUUAUAUUGGAAAUGAUUACAGGAAGAAGACCAACUGAUGAAAUGUUUUUAGAUGGUCAAAAUCUGCAUUUGUAUGUUGAAAAUUCAUUUCCUAAUAAUGUUAUGCAGAUUUUGGACCCACAUAUUGUACCAAGAGAAGAGGAAGCAGCAAUAGAAGAUAGAAGCAAGAAGAAUCUUAUUUCAUUAAUACAUAAAUCCUUAGUUUCACUCUUUAGGAUUGGACUUGCAUGUUCGGUGGAAUCGCCAACACAAAGAAUGAAUAUAUUGGAUGUCACUAGAGAACUAAACAUGAUCAGAAAGGUUUUUCUUGCUGGUGUUCACCCUCGUCAGUAAUCAAAGCUAAAAUAAAUUUCUGCAAUAAUUUCAGAAAUAGAAGUUUAUGCAAUAUGAUGCACUGCAAGUGAAACUGUUCACUAAAUUUCUCUCUAGCCUAGCCAUUUUAAUGUAUUAAUCCAUCAUUCAUGUAACAUCAAGUAUAUAUAUUUGAUGAAUGCAAUACUGGACUUAUUAUAUUAUCAAUACUUUUGUCACAUGCUCCACUCUGUCAUGCUACAUUAUAAAUUCCCUUUAGUUCCCAAAAUGUGCAGAGAACAGAAGAAAUAUCAUAUUAUGAAAGUCUCACAGCUGGACCACAAUAUAUAGGCCAUUAAAGAUUUGAAACUCAAUUCACCAAUUUGGAAUCAUUGGUCUUCUUGAGUGUUAAUUUGGAGAUCAUUUGCUUAUUUCGUUUUUCUAAGUAUGAAAUAUUAUGAAUCAAGCAUGAUGUUUAUAAGUAUGACUGAUAUGCAAUGGAUCAGUUUAUUUGUUUCUAACUAAAUCUGUACUAAAGGAACAUUUAUGAAUUCUUAUGUAGUAUAUAGCGUUAAGAUUUCAGAUUGAAGUGUGCUUGAUGUCUGGUACGUGUUAGUGUCUUUGACCAACACAUGUGGACAUUACAUUCAAUUAUUUAUGUGACAGUGCUUCAUAGAUGA